AUGAUUGGAGGUUCUUUUCCUGGAAAUCUUUGUCUUGUGAAGCUUCUUAACGUAUGCCUUAUUCUUGAGGAUUUGAAAGUACUUCAUGUACAUUUUGCGAGCACUUCAUUUGAGGGUGGAUCUAUAAGCUUACCUAAGUUGACGAGUACAAAUAUCUCUGUAAUGUAUGAAGAUAAUGAUAAUAUUCCCCUGGAAGCGUUAUCCAAUGUGGAUUUUCUUCAUUUGAACCAGUGCAUAAGUACCAAGGUUCCUGUGUUUUCCAAUUUAACUUGUUUGGUGAUUAAAUAUCCUUCUUGGUCUUUUGUAUUGGACAUGCUCAAGAAUUGCCCCAAGCUUCAGGUCAUUUAA
Messenger RNA from Lotus japonicus, 348 nucleotides. RefSeq lists its product as uncharacterized. The transcript is spliced from 2 exons. The coding region runs from base 1 to 348 and encodes 115 amino acids. The record is from RefSeq and is a predicted model, not a curated record. Lineage: Eukaryota; Viridiplantae; Streptophyta; Magnoliopsida; Fabales; Fabaceae.